GCAACAUGUUGUGGAAGGAUGUGUUCGAUCAACAUAAUAAUCGCGGCGGUAGUAAAUUGUUGCUAUCGCCUUGGCAAGUUUUUACCUUAAUUAUUAUAGGCUGGUCCGCAGCUACCGGAAAAUGUGAAGUCGGUACCUUUGAAAAACUAGUUAUGCCCGACACUUACGUGAAUCUCAGCGCAUCAGCAACGCCACAAGGCCGUUCCUAUGCGCCACGUUCUUACUAUGACGCUGGCACCGAAUGCACAGUCGGCACAGAGUGUACCCCGCUACACGAUUGCACGGCGAUGAUCUACGAAGUGGCCAAACGCUGUUACUACGGUGAUAAAUCAUUAUUUUGUGGCGGCGGUGAAGAAAUGCCUUAUGUCUGUUGUCCUAGUAGUCCGCUUGAGAAGAAUCAAGUGUGCGGCAAGUCGCUGGUGCAAGGACACUUUUAUCGCGGGCUUGGCACGCAUCCGUUCGUGGCGCGUGUUGGUUUCAAACAUAUCAAUACGGGCGCUUUUGCAUAUCCCUGCGCAGGCUCGGUCAUCGCCAGACGCGUCAUUUUAACAGCCGCACAUUGCGCUUUAGCCAAAGCGGAAGGACAUCGUCUCUCUUCCGUGCGUGUGGGCGAAUACGACACGUCCAACGAUCCGGAUUGCGCGAGCACUGGAUUUUGUGCGCCUCGCUCGGUCAAUCACGCGAUUAGCCAUGUGAUCGUACAUCCAGACUAUAAACAGGGCCAGUAUCAUCAUGAUAUCGCUUUGUUGGUGCUGAAAACGCCACUCAACUAUUCAGUCGCAACUCAACCGAUUUGCCUGCAAAAGUCACGCGCCAAUUUGGUGGUGGGUAAGCGCGCCACAAUCGCCGGUUGGGGCAAAAUGUCUACCUCUAGCACGCGUCAACCGGAAAUGGCACAUUUGGAUGUGCCGCUGACCAGUUGGGAUCUCUGUUUGCGUAAUUACGGUUCGACUGGCGCGCUGGAAUCGCCCAAUUCAAUUGAAGGACAGUGGAUGUGCGCGGGUGGUGAGGGUAAGGAUGUGUGUCAGGGCUUUGGCGGAGCGCCGCUAUUUAUACAGGAAAAUGGCAUAUACUCACAGAUCGGCAUAAUGUCUUUCGGCUCGGAUAAUUGUGGUGGCUUGCGCAUACCGAGUGUUUACACGUCGGUGGCUCACUUUGCCGAAUGGAUACACGACAACACGCCACCCGAAUAAACGUUUACAAUUUUUGUGUUUAUUUUUUGAAAAUAUAUUAAAUAUUAUAUUUUUGAAUUGCA
This is a messenger RNA of Bactrocera latifrons, 1255 nucleotides long. Its product is annotated as venom protease. NCBI's taxonomy places the organism in Eukaryota, Metazoa, Arthropoda, Insecta, Diptera, Tephritidae. Gene Ontology annotation, molecular function: serine-type endopeptidase activity. The coding region runs from base 6 to 1193 and encodes 395 amino acids. Gene Ontology annotation, biological process: proteolysis. The record is from RefSeq and is a predicted model, not a curated record. The transcript is spliced from 6 exons.